This is a messenger RNA of Pelagomonas calceolata, 3097 nucleotides long. The record is from the annotation of a GenBank genome assembly. Lineage: Eukaryota; Pelagophyceae; Pelagomonadales; Pelagomonadaceae.
AUGCAAUCGCUCGGGCGGGGCUGCGUGCGUGAGGGCCCGUGAUCGACUGGAGCCGGGAGCGCACCAGACGGGGCUGCGUUGCGGGACGCCGGUCGCUCGGGCGGGGCUGCGCGGGGCGUCGUCGAUGGCGGCGCGGCGCAAGCCGCCGCGCUUCCGCGCGCGCGAGGCGGACCCGCGCCUCGCCGAGGAGGUCGCGCGGCUCCGCGCCGAGAACGAGCAGCUGCGGCGGCAGCAGGCCUACAGCGACCUGAGCGACGCGGCGUCCUCGUUCAACUCGCGGACGUCGCUGUCACGGAGCUACGACCAGGAGCUCGCGGACCUGCGCGGGUCGAACGAGCGGCUCCUCGCGGAGCAGCGGUCGCUCGCGCGGACGGUGCAGGAGCUCCGGGACGCGGCCGUCGCGACGCCGUCGCCGCCGCGGCGGCGCGACGGCGCCUGGCCGCCGCGGUCGCCGCCGCCGGAUCCCUGGCCCGCGACGUCGCCCGCGUCGCCCCCGGCGUCGCCCGCGGCGCCGGCGUCGCCGUGGGACGGCGCCGGCGCGGCGGCGGGCGCCUGGGCGCGCGCGGCGUCCCCCGCCGCCGACGACGACCCGCUACUGGCCCUCGUGCCGCGCCUGAUCCGCGAGGGCGGCUACCUCUGGAAGGUGCCGGCGCACCACGUCGCGACGGCCGCGCGGCGGCGCUGGUUCCGCGUGGCGCGCGCGCGCCGGGGCGACGUCGCGCUGACGUGGUGCGACCCGCGCGCGCUGCGGCGGGCGCAGCAGGGCGGCGGCCCCUUCGCGCCGCCGGCGCCGCGCGUGCGCGAGUUCGCGCUGGCGGACGCGCGCGAGCUCCGGCCGGGCCACCAGACGUCGGCGUGGUGGAGCCAGGCGGCCGCGCGCGCGGCGCUGCCCGUCGAGGACCUGUGCUGGUCGCUCGUGGCGGGCGACGGCCGGACGCUCGACCUCGCGGCGGAGACGGUCCAGGAGGCGCGGCUCUGGAAGGAGGCGCUCGGGGCGCUCCUGCGGGCCCUGGACGGCGGGCGCGCCGCCGCGGCGCCCGCGGCGGCGGCGGCGGCGCCGCCCGCCGUGCCGGCGGUGCUCCCGCUCGAGGCGCGGCGCCUGGCGCGGGCGGUGGGGAGCGGCGACGCGGCCGCGCUGGGCGACGCGCUGCGGACGGUGGCGGACGUCGACGCGUGCCUCGACGAGGCGACGGGCGACACGGCCCUGCUGCUCUGCUGCCGGCGGGGCUUCGCCGCCGGCGCGGAGACGUGCCUCGCGGCCGGCGCGCGCAACGACCCGCACCCGACCUGGGGCGGCACGGCGCUCCAGCUCGCCGUCGCGCACGGCCAGACCGCCGCGGCGCGCGCGCUCCUGGCGGCCGCGGCGGCGUCGGGCGCCGACCGCGCCGUCGCGAACCACGUCGUCGUGUCCGAGGACCGGGGCGGCGCGGACCUGCGCCGGGGCGACGCGCCGCUCCACACGGCCGCGCGCGCCUGCGACGCGGCGACGGCGCAGCUCCUGCUCGAGCACCACGCGGACCCGCUCGCGCGCGACGCCGGCGGCCGGACGGCCGCGCACGUCGCCGUCGCGGCCGGGCGCGACCGGGGCCUCGACGUGCUCGCGCUGCUGCUCGACGCGGGCUUCGCCGGCGCCGUCGACGCGCGCGACGGCUCGGACCGCGGCGAGGCCGUGCUCCACGUCGCGUGCCGGAGCGGCGCGAAGCGCUGCGCGGCGCUCCUGCUGCGGUCGGCCGCCGACGCGCGCGCGCGGGACGGCGCGGGCGCGACGCCGCGCGACGUCGCCGCGCGCGCGGGCUUCGCCGACGUCGCGGACCUCGUGCUCGGCUACGAGGGCGCGGCGGCCGCGGCGGCGGCGCCGCCGCCGCGCGCGGCCGCGCCCCUCGCCGAGGAGCGGCGGCUCGGGCGCGGCGCGACCGUCGUGGCCGCGGCCGAGACGACGCCCGUCAGGCGGGGCUACGCGUCGGACUCGUCGCGCGGGUCGCGCGACGGCGACUGGCCCGCGGCCAUGACGCGCGCCGCGCCGCCGCCGCCGCCGCCGCCGCCGCCCGCGACGUUCCUCUGCGACGGCGACGAGUGGCAGGAGCUCUGGUCCGAGGCCGACCAGUACGCGUACUUCCAGCACGUCGCGACGGGCCACACGCAGUGGGACGACCCGCGCCGCGGCCGGCCGCCGCCGCCGCCCGCGCCGCCGCCGCCGCCGCCGCCGCCGCAGCGCGCGUCGCGGAGCCGGUCCGCGCCCGAGGUCCUCGGGAACGCGCGGCGGCGGCCCGCGCGCGACGCGAGCCCCGGCCGCCGCGCCUUCGCGACGGGCGGGCCGCUCGUGUCGCCCGUCGACGUCGUCGCCGUCGCGCGCGGCGCGGCCGCGGCCGCGGCGGCCGCCCCGGCCCCGUCGUCGACGCGCGCCGCGCCGGCGCCGUCCUGGGACACGGUGUCGACGCUCCGCGCGUCGCCGGCGCCCGACUGGGACGAGCGCUCCGCGUCGACGGCGCGCAGCUGGGGGCCCGAGCCCCCGGCGUCGACGCGUUCCAACUUCUCGGCCCGCACCUUCGAGUCCUCGGCCGCGUCCGACGGCGAGUUCGAGGACGUCGACAUCGCGACCGACGACGGCGGCGGCGGCGGCGGCGACCCCGAGGACGAGGUCGACGAGUUCUUCGAGGAACUCGUGGCGCCCGAGACCGGCGCGGCGGCGCCGCCGGACCUGCCCGCGGAGCUCCGGACCGAGUUCACCUUCGCCCCCGCGGACGAGGGCGCCCCCGCGGACGACCCAGCGGUGCCGCUCGCGGACGACGGCGCGGCGGCGGCCGACCCGGCGGUGCCGGCGCCGGCGCCCGCGGACGAGGCGUCGCCCGGCACGGCGGCGGCAGACGCCGCGACCGACGCGGUCUUCGCGGCCGCCGCCGACGCCCAGCGCCUCGUCGCGGCGGCGGCGGCGCAGGUCCUGCGGACGGAGUCGCCGGCCAAGCCGCGCGCGGGCCGCCCGCCUCGACCGGAGUCGCCGGCGGCCAUCGCGGCGCGCGUCGUGACCGCGAAGCGGUCGCCGGGCGCCGACGACGCCUAUCCGAAGUACUCGGUCAGCGAAAAGACGUAUGAUCUUUGA